AUGCUGGCGGAGCAGUACCGCGAUUUCAUGGAAGCCACAACCGGGGCACUGCUGCCGUCAGUCACCGCCCAGACGACUCCACGCUGCGAGCUGCGCCGCUCGACAGCUGCUACGGCUGCGAAAGUCAAGGAGAUGUCUACUACCAGCGCGAUGCAUGCAACCGGCACACAGUCGGACCGGCGGGCAGCCAUGCUGGAGGCACUGGCAGGGCUGAACGACCAGCCUAGCCAGGCUCCAGUGCACGAGUAUGAGCUGCCUGCGCUGGACCCAUCGGCAGCGCUGCAAAUGUGCAGUGCGGCUGUUCUUACCUCUAUGGCAUAUGCCAAAGUCGCUUCGGGACGGACGCGUCGAAGCUCCCAGCUCUUGCAAGAUGCAGUUCGCCUGAGCAGCGGAUCCAACUUUCUCCUCCAACGCGCGCUUGCAGCCUCGAGUGCCAAAAACCUUGAGGAAGCUCACAGCAUCAGCUUCAGGAGCGCCGUGCAAGCGGGCAGACAAUACUUUGACACAACACUGCCGCCGGUGCCCUGCUGGUGA
Symbiodinium sp. CCMP2592 is the source of this 534-nucleotide messenger RNA. NCBI's taxonomy places the organism in Eukaryota, Dinophyceae, Suessiales, Symbiodiniaceae. The record is from the annotation of a GenBank genome assembly.